AACUCCCGCAGUGGAUCGAGGACAACAUGGGGAAACUUCAGGAGUUCGAGAUUACAUUUGACAAAAACAAAGUGGUAUACAGUCCCGGCGAGUCAAUAACUGGAACCGUAAAAAUUAAAGUGGGCCAGCCGCUGCACUGUAAAGCUAUCAAAGUCAACUGCAAUGGUUUCUGCGGCGUCACCACUAAGGUAAAUGACACGGCAUGGACUGUGGAGGAACAGUACUUCAACAGUACUGUCUCUGUUGCAGACAAAGGAACCCUGAAACAGGGAGAACACACAUUUCCCUUCAAGUUUCUCAUACCAGACUCUGCUCCGACAUCUUUUGAAGGCAACUAUGGUAGGAUCGUUUACAGAGUGAGAUCUUUUAUUGACACACCGCGAUUCGCCAAGGACUACAACACAGAGAAAGCUUUCUACCUGUUAAGACUCCUAAACCUGAAUGAGGUGCCGGACAUAUGGGGAACCUGUUCAUCUGCAGUGACUCAGCAAUUUACCUACAUGCUGAUGAAAACGGGCACAAUGGUUCUGAAGGGCCAGACCGACAUGAGAGGUUACACACCGGGCCAGAUCAUCAAGGUAUUGGCAAACAUCCACAACCAGUCUGGGAAGACCACAGGCAACAUGGCCGCCAGCCUGAUGCAGAGAGUGACAUACGAGACGAAGAAGCCCACCCAUGAUUUGAGGACGAUAGCGGAGGUGGAGGGUGGUGUCGUGAAGGCUGGGAAAGAAAUUGAGUGGAAGGAGCAGAUCAUUGUUCCUCCUCUACCUCAGUCCUCCCUUGCUGGCUGUGAUCUUAUAAAGAUUGAAUAUUAUGUCAAAGUCAGCCUAAAGUCUCCAGAUGUCAUGUUGACAUUACCCGUCCACAUCGGGAACGUCUCACUAGACAAAAAACUGCACCCUUCCAAAAGAGCAGCACCUGCCCCCUCUACUGCAGCUGAGGAUACACUAGCGUCUGCCUCUACCCAUAACACCCCCACCCCCGCCUCCACCACCACCCCAACUCUGCCACCUCGCACUGCCCCAAAACCUGCCCCCCGUCCCGCCCCGCGCUCCUUGCAUAACUCCCCCAGCGCUCCUCCUGCUGAGUACCACCAGGGAGCCGAGGGCAGGUCUCCGAUGAAUGAUGGCUUCCCAAACAAGCGUCAGUCUCAGCUUGUGUCACCCAAUGCUUUCAGCUAUGCUCCUGGCCUCUUUUUCCAAGGGAACCAGCAGCAAAACGGGCCCAGCACUGCACCCAGCGGGGCCACAGGGGCCACAGCACCUUACCCCACAGAGAACGCUGCUAUCCCAAUGCCAACACCACUCAUCCUGCCUCCAGACUACGGCACCUCAGCAUAUCCACAAGAUUAACGUGUCAGGAAGUUGGCCAACAACGCUGCAAAGUCAGAGUCUCCUCCUUCUUAUGAUGAGAGCUGCAACACAUGAAGUGUAUGAAGAACCAGCAAGCUCCCACUAGGACCAUGAUCAAUACACUAUGAUACAAACAAAAUGUUGCCCUGCCAUUUGAAAAUAAUUGCACAGGUGAGACCUAAUGUAACCUGGCAUAGUGAGUUUAUGUAAGUCUUUCUAAUUGUAGGACAAUCAGCAUUUAGAAUUUAAAUUAAAGUGGAUUGAGCUGGAACUCUGCUGUCCAGUGGACAAGAACCUUUUCAUAAUAAAUGGGUGUUAUUAUUUCCUUCAAACCAGCCACAGCCAAUCAACAGCCAACUUUUGGUAUUCUUUUAGCACUUUUAAUGAAAGGAAAGACGGGGGAAAUGCUGAAUUUAUUAUUUGUACAGUAACAGCAGUCAUGUUUUUAUUUGUGUGUUAUUUGGAAACCCCUUAGAUUGUGUCUGUGAUGUCAAGUUUGAAAGUUUUAUAAUGAAAACUCUGCAAAACAAACCAUAACAUCUCAUAUAUAGUCUAAUGUGCAUAUAUUUUCAGGAGCCAAAAGAAAUUGAUCUGUGUAUUUUUUUUAUUGGAAACAGGUGAAAUCAUCUUUAUUCUUCUGGCGUUUUUUUCAUUGAUUUUAAGUUUGAAUAUUUAAGACGAGAUUAAAUGGUUUGUUUGGAGAGGCUUUUUUUAAUUUUUUUAUUUGCCUUGGAUCAGGAGUUUUCAAUUUUAUAAUAAUGGACAAUACAGAUAUUGCUGUUGCAAUUUGUCUACAUAUAACUAAUACAUGAUACAGUUUGACUUAAAGUUUCUGCCAUGUUUGAUUAUCUGUUGCUUUCAUGUAUUUGAACUGUGUUGGAAUGACUGUUGACUUCCUUAGAGAAAAUGUGUGUAAUGUAUUCAUCUUCCCCUGUUCAAUAUUUACUGGUUCUAUAUUUGCCCGCUUUCUCUGAAUUCUCCAGUAGUUGUACAAUAAUAAAACCUCAGUGAUUUGGGGUUUUUUGGUCCUUCUUCAUGUAGUUCACAUCAUCUAUCUUAAUCAUAGUUUUGUGAAUAAGAUUUAAUAUUUCUUGUUAAAACCAUAAAGAUAAAUCCAUAAAAUUUGCAGAAAUACAUUAUGUUUAUUUAUUGUUUUGAGUGUUUCCCAACUGUUGACUUUCAAUAAAUCUGUUAAAGCCC
Centropristis striata (black sea bass) is the source of this 2552-nucleotide messenger RNA. RefSeq names its product arrestin domain containing 1a (gene arrdc1a). The record is from RefSeq and is a predicted model, not a curated record. Lineage: Eukaryota; Metazoa; Chordata; Actinopteri; Perciformes; Serranidae. Gene Ontology annotation, molecular function: ubiquitin-like ligase-substrate adaptor activity; ubiquitin protein ligase binding. Gene Ontology annotation, cellular component: cytoplasm. The transcript has 9 exons. Bases 27 to 1352 code for a protein of 441 amino acids. Gene Ontology annotation, biological process: protein transport.